GUUUGUUACUUGGUUGUGUUCACUCACAAAUUUCGUGUAUUUGAUGAUUUCCUUCUAAUUUGUGACUUUUGAAUAUUAAAAAUUGAAGUGCUCCAAAUGGCACAGGACUCGGCCGACUACGCCAUUGAGGAUGAUGAUCUUUGCCUCGACAACGAGGCGUCCGAGAUUCAACGACUUCAGCUGACAGCUCCAGUGGAGCCGCAACCACAGGAAGAUUUAGAUGAACGUGUGGCCAAAAUCGAAUUUCAUUGCAGUGUUUGCAAUAUGCACGAAAUGGUACAUUACUAUGGACGAGCGCCGCCUUUCGCUCUAGGCAUUAAAUUUCGUGAAGACAGCUAUGUGUUACGAGAUCCCUUUCAGGCACCGCCGCCACGUUGGCAAUCCAAACCAGAGUUCUACGUGGCAUUGGGCGUAAAGUGUUCCAGUUGUAACAGCGUUGUGUGUAAGGAUACUUCAUGCAGUUUCUAUUACACAAAAACCUUUUGCCUGGAAUGUGGCAAGGUCGAGCUCAAGAAUUGGCCUGUGGAGGCGCAAAGUCGAUUUCGUAAGCAGCUGGCAGCCAAAAAACCAUAAUAGGGAUUCUUACUUAUAAAAAGGUCUUUAAUAUGUAUAUGUAAAACAUCAUAUUUUAAUUCUUGUUUUGAAAAUGGCGAAAUAUAUUUUGAAUUCGUAACGAGCAAGUUCAACAGCUGUUAUUAUUAGUUUGUUAUCGAUGUUAAUACUCGAUAUAUUUUGUAUUGCAAUCACACACUACGAUAGGUCGCACCAAUUAAACCAAAAAUAUCGGAGUAUCGAUUUUAGUUCAAGAAACAACAAUCAUUUGUUCAUUCAUUCAAUUCGGAAGCGAACGUCAACCAAGUAGGACGCUAUUACCGCGUCUUUCCUAUUGUUGACUAUAUAGACCGUGUUUAUUGUGUUUGUGUUUAUUUGUUAUAUUGAAUGAAAAUGUAUAAAUAAAUGUAAUCUUAUGUGUCAGACUGUUAUUUGAUAAAUAAUGUAUUGACCAUUCAGUGUUAAAUAAAACGCCUCUCAAUGCAGUUCAUGAGAAUUUGACAUUUAAAUGAUGUUGUUGUAACAACGACUGCAGGCAAAAAUUGUGGCACUGUAGCGGCGGCUUGUUGGCGUUGCGGCUGCUUGUAGACCAAAUUCGCGGACGCGGACGCACCCACCCAAAUCCAAAACCAAAGCCCCAAUUCCAAUUUGCUGUGUAACCAAGCGCAAGUGUUUGUGCCUGUGUGUGUGUAUAUAUUACGUGUGUGUGUAUGCGCGGGCGAGGCAGGGACAGGAGCAUGGGCUGCCCAGCCGGUUUCGUUGCGCGAGUUAAUUGACAA
Messenger RNA from Drosophila navojoa, 1331 nucleotides. RefSeq names its product cysteine-rich DPF motif domain-containing protein 1. The record is from RefSeq and is a predicted model, not a curated record. Lineage: Eukaryota; Metazoa; Arthropoda; Insecta; Diptera; Drosophilidae.